AUGAGCAAGCACAAAUACGUUUUGGACGCGAACAGCGUCAUCAAGUGCAAAGAUUUAUUGUUCACAAACUACGACUGCUACGUUACCGAAGGAGUUAUAAAAGAAAUAAAAGAUGAAAACUCCAGGAGGAGACUUAACAACAUGAUGCCUCUGCUAACUGUUGCGCGGGCGGAAGAGAGGGAUGUGAAUUUUGUAAAAUAUUUUGCCAAAAUGACUGGGGACUUCGACUCACUGAGUGAGGUAGAUAUAGACGUCAUUGCGCUGACGUAUAUGCUGCACCGUAUGCAUGGAGAUGUGUCCAAGCUGAAUGCCGCUCCUAUGGAAACCAUUUAUAAGUACGACCAAGUUGAGUUUGAUUACGUGGGGAGGGGGGGAGCAGCCACAGGGGAGGAGGGAGCAGCAGUUGAAGAGGAUGAAGCAGCAGUUGGAGAGGAUGAAGCAGCAAAUGGGGAGGAGGAAGCAGCUUCGGGGGAGGCCGAUGAAACCACCGCGAGCAGCGCGCAGCCGGAAAAGGCGGACUCAGGGAUGGACGAUUUGAAGCGGGAGGAUGGCGAAUCCGCGGGGGGGGGCGGCAUGCUCGACGGGGGAGAAAGCCCACACGAGAGUGACGCAGAGGAGGGAGGAAGUCCACACGAGGGUGAUUCCGACGUCGAAUCCGACUCGGAUGGGAGCGCCCAUGAAGACGGCUCACUCGAUGCGCGACGACGCAUCCGCGGGUGCGAAACGAUCAAAGAGGAAGUCGUGCAGGUGGCGGAGGCGGCCGAGCAGGAGGAAGAAGAAGAGGGCGCCCAAUGGAUAAGCAUAAAUAAUUACUACACGCAAAAUGCAGACGUAAAUAUGAAAGAAAAAUUCACCCCAAAAGUAGCAUGUGUAACGACAGAUUAUGCCAUGCAAAAUGUUCUGUACCAAAUAGGAUUAAAUGUAAUCACCAUGGAUGGGUACAAAAUAAAUUCCAUAAAAUUGUGGGGACAUAUAUGCACAUCAUGUUACACAUUUAUAAAAAAAAGUUCCCUUCUCUUCUGCUCCAAGUGUGGAAAUAAUAAUUUGAGGAAAGUAAAUGUCGUAGUGGAUAAUAAAUUAAAAAAGCUAGUCGUGAAAAUCCCCCAAUUUAGGGUUAAUACGAAAAACACCAUUUAUAGCAUUCCCAAAAAAAAAAAUUCUUCCAAAAAAAAAUUCCAAGAUAAGUUGCAAAUAUUUAGGGAAGAUGAAUUGCUCAUCGGGGGGAGGAAACAAUUUUUAACUCAUCAGAAAAAGCUCUACGAAUCGCAGAAGAGUAAGAAGGACCCCUUUAGUGGAGACAACCUCUAUGACGACUGUGUGAACGACUGGACCUACCGGACGACUUUGAAAAAUGGCAAAGUUGCCAUUUUGACCAACCCGAAAAUUGUCGUGGGCGGGAGGAAGAAGCGCGCCCACAGGAGGAAGAAGAAGUAG
Messenger RNA from Plasmodium vivax (malaria parasite P. vivax), 1434 nucleotides. RefSeq lists its product as hypothetical. NCBI's taxonomy places the organism in Eukaryota, Apicomplexa, Aconoidasida, Haemosporida, Plasmodiidae. The record is from RefSeq and is a predicted model, not a curated record. Gene Ontology annotation, biological process: ribosomal small subunit biogenesis; maturation of SSU-rRNA. The coding region runs from base 1 to 1434 and encodes 477 amino acids. The transcript has a single exon. Gene Ontology annotation, cellular component: preribosome, small subunit precursor. Gene Ontology annotation, molecular function: RNA endonuclease activity.